AUGGAGCUGCAGGCGACCGUGAUGGCUGGACAUGCUCCUCGGAUUCCCCAAGGGAAGCUGCAGGUGACGGUGAUAGCUGGACGGGCUCCUCGGACCCUCCAGUGGAGGCAGGCUGCUGAACGUGCCCCUCAGACCCUCCAGCGUAGGCAAAGGCUUGAAGCGGUCCCUCGGACCCUCCAGCACAGACAGAAUGCUGAAGAGCAGAGGCUUCCUGUGAAUCCAGAGGAGAAAGAAUAUGAAGGCAUGUCAUUGCUGACUGUGAUCUGCUUCCUGCUGGAAAAAGUCCUGUUGGACUUCAAAUAUGUCAAUUUCUUUCUACCUUCACCCUUAAAAGAGAUCAGCUGUGAAUAUCUGGCAGCAGCACUGAAGUCCAACCCCUCCCAUUUGACAGUGCUGGACCUGAGCAUGAACAAGCUGCAAGAUUCAGGAGUGAAGCAGCUGUGUGGUUUUCUGGGGAGUACAGGAUGUGGACUUGAAACUCUGAGAUUGGUCAGCUGCAGUCUUUCAGAAAUCAGCUGUGAUUAUCUGGCAGCAGCACUGAAGUCCAACCCCUCCCAUUUGACAGUGCUGGACCUGAGUGAGAACAAGAUGCAUGGUUCAGAAGUGAAGCAGCUAUGUGGUUUUCUGGAGAGUCCAGGAUGUAGACUUGAAACUCUGAGAUUGUAUCGGUGUGCUUUGCCAGCGAUCAGCUGUGAUUAUCUGGCAGCAGCACUGAAGUCCAACCCCUCCCAUCUGAGAGAGCUGGACCUGAGCUUCAACAAGCUGCACGAUUCAGGAGUGAAGCAGCUGUGUGGUUUUCUAGAGAGUCCAGGAUAUGUACUUGAAACUCUGAGAUUGAAGGACUGUGGUUUGUCAAAGAUCAGCUGUGAUUAUCUGGCAGCAGCACUGAAGUCCAACCCCUCCCAUCUGAGAGAGCUGGACCUGAGCAUGAACAACAAGCUGCACGAUUCAGGAGUGAAGCAGCUGUGUGGUUUUCUGGAGAGUCCAGGAUGUGUACUUGAAACUCUGAGGUCAGUCACCAUGUUUUAGUUCUGCUGAGAUGAAUAUGAUGUGAAAGUUGUGUUGACACUAAACUGCAGAUA
Molecule: messenger RNA, 1082 nt
Organism: Haplochromis burtoni (Burton's mouthbrooder)
Lineage: Eukaryota; Metazoa; Chordata; Actinopteri; Cichliformes; Cichlidae
Product: ribonuclease inhibitor-like
Exons: 6
Coding region: 1-1029 (342 amino acids)
Molecular function (GO): protein binding
Source: RefSeq, a predicted model, not a curated record